CCUCUCAACGCACGUCGUCAAACCACCAGGGACGAACCUGACCCGCCCCAAUUUCCCGGUCAGGCAACAACUAAAGGCACGGAUUGUAACAUGUCUGUAGGAGUUUCCAGAGUGCAGAAUUCCAGAGUAUGAGAAGAUGGGCAAUCUGAUUCUUAAUCUGGUGAUGCUCUUAUUCCUCACCACCGCCACUUUACCUUGCACUUGCCAUGCUACAAGAACUAUCGAGGAAGGAGGAGGAGAUGAUUCUUCUUCUUCUUCUUCUUCUUCUUCUUCCAAAUCGCUCGAACAGCAAUGAGAAGAACGAUAGGAGAGUGAUACAUGUGAAGGGAGGCCCAGAGUCGGUGAUAUGGGUGGUUCAGCUCUCUGAUCUACAUUUCAGUGUCCACCAUCCCGAACGAGCCCUUGAUUUCAAAAACGUUGUCGGCCCUGUCCUCUCCGUCAUCAAACCCUCCCUUGUUCUUAUCACUGGUGAUCUCACAGAUGGUAAAAGUAAGGAUUUGUUAACAAUGAAGCAAAAUGAGGAGGAGUGGGUGGAAUACCGGAACAUAAUGGAAGUUGUUAUAUUAAGGAGUGGACUUGACAAGAGCAUCUUCUUUGAUGUUAGAGGAAAUCAUGAUAAUUUUGCUGUGCCAACUGUUGGUGGUGCAUUUGAUUUCUUCUCAAAGUAUAGUAUCAAUGGGCAGCUGGGAAGAAGUCGGAAUGUCAAUAGUAUCACUCUUCAGACUGGCGGGCAGAAAUAUCUCUUUGUUGGCUUUGACAGCACAAUGUCUGUUGGUUUACGAGGUCCAACUAAUCUUUUUGGGCAUCCAACCGAUCAACUGUUAGAAGAAUUAGAUUUGGAGCUCUCUCAAUGGAAUUCUCAGUCAACAAAAUCAGUGACCAAGAUUUCCUUUGGGCAUUUCCCACUUUCAUUCUCUGCAUCUUCAUAUUCUGGAAAGAGCUUAAAAGAUAUUUUCCUCGAGCAUUCUCUAUCAGCAUACCUAUGUGGACACCUCCACACUAGGUUUGGUAAGAAUUUGAAGCGGCACCACCAGUCUAGUCAUCAUUUUUUAUCCCUGCCAAAGUUUUUCCAGUUUAACAUACACCAAAAAUCUUCUGAAAGUCCUGUAAAUUGUUCUCCUGGAGCCCCACCAAUUGAAGAAUUCUGGGAGUGGGAGAUGGGUGACUGGAGGAAGAGUAGAGCAAUGCGAGUUUUGGCCAUUGAUAGAGGUCACGUUUCAUAUGUUGACAUUGACUUCAAGUUGGGAGCCAAAGAAACAAUUAUAUUGCCCACAUUUCCACUAGACUCACGCUUAAUGUCAACAUCUUCAUCACGCCAGAAAUAUGAAUGCCAAGUUAUGCUCCCAUCAUCUUAUGACUCAGUAAGAGCUCUGGUGUUCUCUGUUUAUCAGGUUGUGUCUGUGACGACUAGGAUAUAUGAUACCAGUCCUGGAAAUCUCAUUUUGGUCAUGGAGACACCAAUGACAAAGCUUGUGGAUAACAGCUCCAGGGGAGAUCUUUAUGCUGCCUUAUGGAAUUACAAAGCAUUUGAGGAUCCAUCUCCUGAUAGAUUUUGGUUGCAAAUUGAAGCCACUGACAUUUUGGGCAGAUCAACUUUGACUGAAUUACGGCCCUUUUCUGUUAAUGGUCUUAGUGGUAAGCUCUCCUGGACGUGGACAGAAUUUUUGGUCAUGGGUUGUCAAUGGGCUACCUUGUAUUACCCAAUUCUCUGGUCUGCUCUUUAUUUUAUGUUCUCUAUUCUUCUUAUUCCAAAAGCUCUCUCCAUUUUCUCCAAGAAGCAGUAUACUUGCAAAAAUUUCAUAGCUAAUAAAGGCUUCAUAAAUGGCACUGUAUGGAUUCUGCAAGAGUUGUGCAGGGUUGCCAUCGUAUGGUAUGGUAUGUUAGGAUACUUGCUUCACCUUAUAUUAUUCCCCUGGUUUUAUGGGCGAGUUUUAACGGAUGGUGACGAAAGGGGAUACAUGACUUAUAUUGGCUGGGUAGUCAAAAAUAUUGAUGGCAAGGGAAAACAUGACUAUGCUGGAUGUCCAGAUAUUAUGGUGGUCGUUCUUCCCCAUCUGUUCUUUGUGGUUUUUCCUGCUAUUCUGAUUGCUGCGGCUUUGGCUGCUGAAAGAGGUAUCUAUAGGGAACAUUUUCUGUCAUGUUCAGGAAAAAAAGAAGAUGAUUAUGAACAGGGAAGAAGGAGAUCUCUAUUGUACAAUUACGGAUGUGGUGGAUCAAAGUUCCAUUUUGGUGACCGGUGGAUACGGAAAGUUCUCUUUGUGGUGCUCCUGGUGAUUUGUUGGAAGCAUUUUAAGAAUUGCUGGGCUUUGGUAAAAGCUUAUGAGAUGAACCCAUUGAUUCAUUUUCCGGGAUAUAGCCUUUCAAUUCCACUGUUGCUGGCUUAUACCGUGUACAAAACCCGGAAUGUCUGAUGAGCAUUGCAGGGAGUAUACGAAAAGUCUUUGAUGCCUAAAUGUAACAGCAAAUGAUGCUCUUCUUCAUGUAGUUGGCACAAACACUUGGUUUCAAGUAACCAUAACUGCAGAAGAUUGAUAUUUUGGGCUCUUGUGUAGAAAAUAGAGUUGAAGCGACAUAAGUAGUGGAGGUGGCGAUCCACAGAGUUACAUUGAAGAUAGCGAUCUGUUUCCUUACAAUGGUAGUAGGUGUACUUCCUGAUGCGUGUAGCCAAAGAGAUCUCGUUUCCACAGAAAUUUAUGCCUUCCUAAAACUGGUGAACUGCAGUGUUUUACAUCUCAGCCCCCAGAUACAAAAAUUGGCUGCAAGUCUGUUGAGGUAUUCAACCAACAAGGAAGGGAAAUACGGUUUUGGGAAUUAGUCCAAAAUGUCAUAUUUACUUGAUAUUUCAGCAUAAUGAGACAUUUUUUUUGGUUCUACGGAGAUGCUGUGCAAUCGUUACCUGGUAAAAGAUUAGGCCACUUUCCUGGAGCUACCAUUAAUAUAAAGUCAAACGUAACAUUAAUAAAGUAUAUAAUAUGAGCCUUAUUGUUA
Molecule: messenger RNA, 2988 nt
Organism: Juglans regia (Persian walnut)
Lineage: Eukaryota; Viridiplantae; Streptophyta; Magnoliopsida; Fagales; Juglandaceae
Product: putative metallophosphoesterase At3g03305
Molecular function (GO): hydrolase activity
Source: RefSeq, a predicted model, not a curated record